GCCCCGCUCCGCCGCGGGCAGCGCCGCCGCCGCCGCCGCCCGGUGUCCGGCAUGGUCGUGUCGGUGCUCGCCGGUGUCUGCCUGGCCGCCACCCUCGCCAUGUUCGCCACCGGCUUGUCUGACCUGCGCCAGAUGUUGGCGACCAAAAGUGUGGAGAACAUCCAGUUCCUGCCCUUCCUCACCACUGAUGCCAACAACCUGAGCUGGCUGGGCUACGGCUGCCUGAAGGGGGACGGGACGGUGAUCACCGUCAACGCCAUCGGGGCAGCUCUGCAGACCCUCUACAUCCUGGUGUAUCUCUACUACAGCCCUGUCAAGCGCCCCGUGCUGCUGCAGGUCCUGCUGCUCCUGGCUGUGGUGGUCACUGGCUGCGGCUACUUCAGCAUCCUGGUUGACACGGGGACGCGCCUGACACACCUGGGGCUCUUCUGCAGCGUCUUCACCAUCAGCAUGUACCUCUCACCGCUGGCUGACCUGGCCAAGGUUGUCCGGAGCAAGUCGACGCGGUGCCUGUCCUUUCCCCUGACCGUCACCACCCUUGUGGCCUCCAGCAGCUGGACACUCUAUGGCCUGCAGCUCCAUGAUCCCUACAUCACAGUGGGUUGGGCUGGCGGGAUGCCGGGGGUGUCAUUCUAUCCCAUCUCACAUCCCCACCUGUCCUACUCCAUUGCAGCCCCAUCCCCAUCCCAUCCCACUCUGGCCUGCUCUAUCUGUGUUCCACCCUUCUCCAUCCCAUUCUGUUCUGUCCCCCUCCUGCCCCAUUUCAACCCAUCCCAUUCCCAUCUCACACCACUCCAUCCUCAUUCCACUCCUAUCCCAUCCUAUCCUAUCCCAUUCCCACCCCAUCCCAUUCCCAUCUCACCCCACUCCAUCCCCAUUCCACUCCUAUCCCAUCCUGUCCUAUCCCAUUCUCACCCCAUUGCCAUCCCAUCCCAACCUCUCCUAUCCUUCCCCAUCCCCACCCCACUGCCAUCCCAUCCCAUUUUAUCCCAUCCCAGCCUAUCCUAUUCUUCCCCUUCCCCACCUCACUGCCAUCCCAUCCCAUUUUAUCCCAUCCCAGCCUGUCCUAUCCUUCCCCAUCCCCAUCCCCACCUCAUUCCCAUCCCAUCCCCUCUUCUCCCAUCCCAUCCCACCCCAUUCCCCUCUCGUGGCUCAGCCGAGCGCUUGGCUCGGCGCCGGCCCCGUUCAGCACCGCGUGUCACCCAGCCAAGGGUGACAAGGCCCAGCAUGAUGACUAUAGAUUUUAAUUAAUUAGCUGGGAUGGGGCCAAUAAGCCUCCCCCAGCACCGUGGAGGGGAGGGGUACAUCCACGGUCCCCCC
Lonchura striata (white-rumped munia) is the source of this 1320-nucleotide messenger RNA. NCBI's taxonomy places the organism in Eukaryota, Metazoa, Chordata, Aves, Passeriformes, Estrildidae. The record is from RefSeq and is a predicted model, not a curated record.